AGUCAAAAAAAGUGUGUUGGCAACAGUUUGACAACUGAAAGAAGAACACAUCCUUUGGAAAGUACUAUAUUUUGGCAGAUUGAUUCUAAUUUCGUGUGGUGUUCUGAUGGAUUUUCAGGCCUUUCAAAUGGAUAAAUGGCUAUAUUUGAAGAGGAAAUAAGCAAGAAGGUGACGCUUGAUGACACUGAACCCAUAACAUGUCACAUUGAGAAUUGGAAGACCACCAAUGGACACACGGAAUUUGUAAUAAAAGUACAUAGAGGGCCAUUUACCAACGAGACCUGGCGAAUACAAAAAAGAUACAAUGACUUUUUUAAGUUGCACUCUCAGCUGCAGUCGUCAGGACUGCAGUUGCCUUUGCCACCAAAAAAGCUCAUUGGAAAUAUGGAACCAGACUUCAUUGCUGAAAGACAGCAGGGCCUUCAAAAAUAUUUAAAUAUUAUCCUCAUGAAUCCUAUACUAGUGUCAUCUUUACCAGCCAGAUCCUUUGUGGAUCCAGCUAAUUAUUGCCAACCUUUUAGUGAGCAAGCACUGCAGCAUGUCUCCUUAGCUUUACGUGGAGAAGUAGGCUGGGAAGUCGUUGGACCAUUGCCGGACAUUGGAUGGAGACUCAGGAAACACUAUUAUCAGGUGAAAUGCAAAUCGUUGAACAAAGAGGAAUUGUGGGCGACUUGGGCUGAUUACGGGCCAGAUAAGUAUCUUGAGGAUAAGGAGAUGCAAGCCGUGUUUAAGAGUUUGAGCCAAAUUCAGCAUCCGUACAUUCACUCUCUAGAAAUGUGCUUGUGCACGGACGUUGGUGGACUUGUGGUGAGGAGUUUCAAUAAAGCUGGUUCGAUCCGAGAUUUGCUUUGCGGUGCUAAACCGAAAUUAUCUUUUAUGAAGAAGUAUGGAAAUCCCAAAGGACACAAGUCGUUCGAGUCACAUAAAAUAGCUCUUUACGGAAGGCAAAUUUUAGAGGCGUUGAAAUUUCUGCACGACAAAGGCUUGCCUUACGGGCAUCUACACACUGGAAAUAUUUUAAUCGAUAACGAACGGAUUAAGCUUUUAGACAUUGAGGACGGGAUACUGGGUGUUCCGAGUUUCUAUCGUCCGUAUUUUAUGCAACACAAGAAAAUUAACACGCUGGAAGCGAUCGAUGUGUACUCGUUCGGGCAUGUUCUCCACGAGAUGACAUUCGGUGCUCCACUGCACGAGAGCGUCGUCGAACAGCUUCCGCAGCAGGACUGUCCGACGCAUUUAAGGUCCGUGAUCGAGUCUAUACUAUCUCCAGAGGGAUGCAAAGUUGGCGUACCCACCAUUGACUCGCUGCUGAUGCAUCCGUUCUUCUCUUCGGUGAUCCUGACUUUGGAGGCCGGCGACAGGGCGCAUCUCAAAUUUCCCAACACCGCGAAGGAUCAUUUGAAGGUGAUCAGCACCCAGUUAGAGGAUAGAUUGAGGGAGGAACAGAAGAUCAUGAGGAAUCAGAAACGGCUGGUUCGUGCACAGGAGAAGAUGAGCUCGGAGGAGGAGAAGAAGAAGCAACGACAUAAGUUUAAGCAGGAACAGAAACAAGCCAGGGAGAAGAUGCGCCAAAGAACAAUCGAGGAAAAGGAUCCAAAAGUCAAUGGAAUUGGCGGAGAUAGAUCGGAAAGCGUGUCUAAUACUAGUACCGCUAAUUCUAUCGAUACUGCUACACCGCCUUCAAUGUCGAGUUCUUCGGUGCCAUCUCCACCUCCGCCGCCGCCUCCUCCUCCAGCUAUGACCGCUCCUCUUCUUCCGGCUACAACAGCUGCGGUGCAAAACGGUGGAACGGCAUUAUCUAAUGGCGCUACACCUCAAGCUAAAGACCGAUCGGCUCUUCUAGGAGCGAUUUGCAGUUUCAAUAAAACUGCGUUACGCAAAACCAAAGAUAAGUAGGACUUUAAAAAGAAAGGUGAGUUCAGAGAGAAAGAGGAAAUGUUUUUAAUUGAAUCGACUUUAAACGCGCUUUCAAGGGAGGGAAUGUAUUGAAUUCGCUCCCUAAAAUCGCAGUUCGAUAGAGUACAUUAAAAUUUUCAAGAAUAAUAAUAUUUAAACAAUCUCCAUAAGCUGCGAACGUUUUUAUUAACAUUAUU
Messenger RNA from Nicrophorus vespilloides, 2093 nucleotides. Its product is annotated as PX domain-containing protein kinase-like protein. The coding region runs from base 136 to 1896 and encodes 586 amino acids. NCBI's taxonomy places the organism in Eukaryota, Metazoa, Arthropoda, Insecta, Coleoptera, Silphidae. Gene Ontology annotation, cellular component: early endosome; late endosome; extrinsic component of endosome membrane. The record is from RefSeq and is a predicted model, not a curated record. Gene Ontology annotation, molecular function: actin binding; ATP binding; phosphatidylinositol binding. Gene Ontology annotation, biological process: endosome to lysosome transport; early endosome to late endosome transport; protein targeting to lysosome. The transcript is spliced from 8 exons.